AUGCUGUUUCCCGAGGAGGACGCGGCGCAGCUAAAGACUUGGAUUGUCAAGCGCAUCGAGAACACAUCCGAUGCCGACUCCGACGUGCUUGCAGACUACGUCAUUGCUUUGUUGAAGCAUGAUGGCGACCAAGCCUCUAUUCGCAAGCUUUGCGAGGAAGAAAUUCCGGAUUUCUUGACUGAGGAUCCGAAAACCUUCCUCGACGAUGUCUUCCAGGCUAUUGCGCAUAAAUCAUACAUGCCCGGUGCCCCCCCGGCCCCAAAGCUGUCCUCCGCAAGCGAAUCCAACAAAUCUCCGGUGAAUCUACCACCGAAACCAGCAAACUCGAGAAAACGCGGCUUCGACGACAGUGGAGAGGCACACGACUAUAGUGACCCCCAACAGUACGGCGAGCGAGCGUAUAAACAGCCUCGACGAGGCGGUCGUCAUAACGAUGGCUUUUCUGGGUACACUUCGCCAAUGGACAUGAACGGGGUGCCGCCUUUUGGCAACCCUCCCCCACCUACAAACCCAAUGGAGGCCAUAAUGGCGCUGCAGGCCAUGGGAUUGUCGUUCCCUACUAUGCCAGACUUCGCCGGUCAUGGGCAGGGCAGCAGGCAACGCAAGCGUCGACGAUGCAGAGACUUUGACAACAAAGGUUUCUGCUCACGCGGAAGUGCGUGUGUGUAUGAUCAUAGCCAAGAACCAGAUGCAUCAGGAGCCUUCAGUAUGGGCAAUGGUUACAUGGAUAUGGAUAUGGCGGAUAUGGCACAGUUCAUGUCAAGCGGGCCACAGUUCAUGGGCGAGCCGCCUCGCAGCGGACGAGGUAACCGAGGUGGGAAAAAGAACCGAGGGGGCAAAGGCUUCAGAGGGGGCAAAGCAGCCUUCUCGGCAGACGGGCCCGUGAAUGAUCGGUCAAAAUCCACCAUUGUGGUUGAAAACAUUCCCGAGGAAAGUUUUUCUGAAGAUCAAGUGCGCGACUUCUUCACACAGUUUGGCACUAUUCAAGAUGUUUCGAUGCAGCCUUACAAGCAUCUCGCCAUUGUCAAAUACAGUAGCUGGGAUGAAGCAAGCGCUGCCUACAGGUCUCCUAAAGUCAUAUUCGACAACCGAUUCGUCAAGGUAUUUUGGUACAAAGACGAAAUGGAAAACCCGAAUCAACGUGGUCCUAGGCCCGGUAUGAAGGGAGCUAGAGAAGACCACAAUGGAGGACAGGACCUUGAGCAGACCCAGGAAUUGGACCCAGAAGAGUUCCAAAGGCGGCAGGAGGAAGCACAAAGGCUAUACCAAGAGAGGGAAAGCAAACGAUCCGAGCUGGAAGUGAAGCGCCAAGAGCUUGAAAAACAACAGCAGGAGUUGUUAGCAAAGCAUCGUGCCGAGACGGAAAAGCUACAGGCGAAGUUGCUAGCCAAAUCUAGCGGCGCAAGCGACGAAAAUGGCACACCGGCAGGGUCGGCGGACAUGCUGCGCGCGAAGCUCGCACUUCUUGAACAAGAGGCCAAAAUUCUGGGCAUCGAUCCAGAAAACCCAAACGCCGAGGAUAGUGGAAGUUUCCGUGGGGGCUAUAGAGGGAGGGGGUAUCGCGGCCGCGGUGCGUUCGCCAGGGGCGGAUAUGCACCGCGUGGCCGAGGGUCCUACAGAGGAAACGGCGCGCGGCAUGCUGCCUAUGCGCAGUUCUCGAUAGACAACAGGCCUAAGAAGGUUGCCAUUACCGGCGUUGAUUUAACGCCCACGGAGAAGGAUGAGGCUCUGCGCCAUUUCCUGAUCAGUAAUGGCGAGUUCGAGUCCGUCGAGACCGGCGCCGAGAAGACGACGGUAUCGUUCCCGGAUCGCAAGACGGCAGAGAAGUUCUACUUUUCCUUACAAGGCAAGGAGUUGCCAGGCGUUUCCGGUACUUUGGAAGUGUCUUGGGUCAACACGCCGCUCCCGCCCGUGCCCGCCAGUGGCCCAUCCUCAUCGUCAACCGGCCCCUCGGCAAAUGACAAAGCUGUCGCUGAACCUGCCGAUGAAGACUUUGUUAACCUGGGAGACGCCGGGGAAGACUAUACAGCUACGGGUGCUGCACGGCAAGAGGAGCCAAGGCGAGAGGUGAACAUGGACUAUGAAAUGCCAGACGAGGAGGCAUGGUAG
Messenger RNA from Cordyceps fumosorosea ARSEF 2679, 2109 nucleotides. Its product is annotated as CCCH zinc finger and RRM domain protein. The transcript has 5 exons. Gene Ontology annotation, cellular component: nucleus. Gene Ontology annotation, biological process: mRNA processing. Gene Ontology annotation, molecular function: RNA binding; metal ion binding. Lineage: Eukaryota; Fungi; Ascomycota; Sordariomycetes; Hypocreales; Cordycipitaceae. Bases 1 to 2109 code for a protein of 702 amino acids. The record is from RefSeq and is a predicted model, not a curated record.